Engraulis encrasicolus (European anchovy) is the source of this 2729-nucleotide messenger RNA. It is a transcript of the gene prr15la, whose product is annotated as proline rich 15 like a. Bases 343 to 693 code for a protein of 116 amino acids. The record is from RefSeq and is a predicted model, not a curated record. The transcript has 2 exons. Lineage: Eukaryota; Metazoa; Chordata; Actinopteri; Clupeiformes; Engraulidae.
ACACUCACACACAGGGAGAGGACGAGCCGGGUACACACACACGCACACACACACACAUACACCUGACCUAACACACACGGACGCACACACUCACGGAGGACAGCAGGUGCCACUGGCAACACGGAGGGGGCCGAAGGGAAGGAAGUCUCAGGUUCUUGGGGACGGCAGGCAGCGUUCGGGGAAAUGUUCUGACAUCGUAUCUGGAGUCUCCUGAGUCACCUGCUUCUAGAGCAAGCCAAGGCAGAGGUCUGAUAAGACACCAGAAGACACCUGCACAGGUCUCUCCUCUCCUGGUGAGUGAGUGCGUUGUGUGGUGUGGGCCGCCUUGAGUUGAGUUGAGAGAUGACGGAGCCGGCCCCAGCCCCCAGCUGGUGGAAGCUGACCUUCCUGCGCAAGAAGAAGUCUGAGCCCAAAGUGCUGUAUGAGAUCUCGCCCGAGUUCGGCACCAACAACACCACUGGCCCCGGUGGCGAGGAGGACGCGCAGGGCAUCGCGGCGGCGGACGAGAGCCAGUUCAACGCUCGGCUAGAGAAGAUCGUGGACAAGUCGGCCACCAAGGGCCGCCACGUCAAGGUGUCCCACUCGGGCCGCUUCAAGGAGAAGAAGAGGAUCCGCUCCACGCUGGCCGAGAACCCGGAACUGUUCCCCGGAACGCCCCAGGCCAGCGACGAGAACCAACAGCGCUCCCAAUAGGGGGUGGGGGCGAGGUGGGGGGGACUGGAGGCUUUAAAGGUACUAGCUGAAGUUUCAAUGGUGUGUGUGGGUGGGUGGGUGUGUGUGCGUGUGCAUGCGUGUUGGGGGGAGUUUGGAUGGUAUUUGAACCAGCAAAAGUACCAGAAGAGAGCUAGGUCGUUACCAGGGGCGGAUCUAGCCAUUUUUGGGCCCUAGGCAAAAUAUAAACAUGGGGCCCUCAAAAAUCAUUCUUUAAACACCUCAUCAAUUGGCAUGGAAGGAGUGAAGGUGCUAUUGUAGCGAUUUGUCUCGUAUAUAUCUUCGAUUACUUUAAAUAAGUGACAAACAUUUUGUGUGGUUACUGUGACUGGUGUGACAGUUUGGGGGCCCCUUUGGAGGGCAGAUUUGGUCGGGGCCCUAGGCAUUUGCCUAUGUUUGCCUAAUGGUAAGUCCGCCUCUGGGUUGUGACGUAUAGUGGGUACUGUAUAUGGGGGUUGGAUGAAAGGAAAGGUUCCAGAUGGUUUCAGCAAUGUCAACCAGCAGCAUGAAGAAGGUUCAGCCUUGAGAACCAUCAGUGGUUCCAAUAGAGGAGGGGUGGGGACUCUGGCUUUCAUCCAAGUCAAAUCUCACGCACAUCCAAGUAGGACUUCGGGUGCAGGUUCAAAAGCGUGCAGUUGAGGUAACGUCACACAAGUAUAAAACGUCACACAGGUAUAAAAUGGAGUAAAUGGGAGCUCAUCGGUGUGCGGUUCUUUUCAUUACCUGGACUCUGGUUUUCAUGUGACUGCGCUGACUGUCACUGUCCUCCUUAUUGUCCUGCCUGUAUUGUAUUGUGUCUGUAUGUCACACAGAGAUAAUGGAAGUGAGGGCAAACAGAAUCAAAUGCUUCUGGGAAAUGGAUAGCUGGACAGGUGCGCUGGUAGUCCAUUGACAUGCUACACAAAUCCAUACAUAGGACACAUAGGUGUAUUUGUGCAAUGUACACACAGACACGGAUACAGACAUACAGACACACAGACACACACACACACACACACACACAUACACACACACAUGAACGCACACACACACACACACACACACACACACACACACACACACACACACACACACACACACACACACACACACACACACACACACACACACACACACACACACACACACACACUGCGUAACAAGGUACAGUAUAGUGGUUAGACUCCAUACAUAAUCAAUGUGCCCCUCGCAGAGGAACUAUCCGGUGUUAUGAGGGCAGGCCUAUACCAACACCACCAGGGGAGCUCAAUAAUUAAUACCCCAAGUCAACACAUGCUUGGAGUGCUUAAAACCCAAUACAAGGUAUGUGUUUUUAGCACACUGUGGCUUUAAUGUCAUCCGUAUUCAACUGUAAUUUGUGCUUUUGUCCAAACUCAAUAGUUUACAUACAUCUAACAUCCACAGUUUCAGCUUGCGUAAUCACCAUGGAGCUCUUGAUCUCUCUACUUGAACGUGAUUGGUUGGAUGGUGUCCAUGGCGCCUUUUACAGUUGAAUCAUUCCGGUGCUCAGAUCAAAGAACAGUAAACAUGCACAUGAGAUUAUGGAGGAAAAUACAGUUGGAGUUUUAUGUUUUAUCAAAGACAAUGAAAGAUUAAAUUCAAGAUUUACGAAUGAAAAGAAUUACAGAUUUAUGUUUGAUCAUCACAUUUCAUUUGUUGUCAGGGAUUUUUUAUGUCAUAGUUUUUCAGACCAUUAGAAUGGCAGUCGUGUAAAGCCCUGCAUUCAUACUCCAGUGUUCUAAUUUCUUAUAUUUGUGUAAAUACAAAAUAAAUGGAAAUAUAACAUUAUGUUCAUUCUGAUUGAGUUUAGCAAGGUAUACCAGUAGUCAUUUGGGCUUGAAAGUUGAAUUUUAAUUGUGAUUAAGUUGCCGUUUUAAAAUGACAUUACCAAAUUGUUUUGUGUGCUAUGUAAAAGUAAACCGUUUUUUAUUCAAAUGUACAUUUGAAUUAAUUUUGUAAAAUAUGAAGGAACUUAAGACUUUUUGAUAUGUUUUAGAAAAUAAACAUAUUUGCUUUAA